AUGCAUUUUGCUUUUAUAUUAAAAUUUCUGGUAUUUCUGAAUUUCGAGACAUUGGAUGCUAUAACGAAUGGAAUCCGGGCAAAAAGCGUCUCGGAAUUCCCGUUCGUUGCCCAUUUGGAGGUGUAUGUCGGAGCUGGAUCCUCAACUUGUGGUGCUUCGAUUAUGCAUGAAGAAUGGAUUCUGACGGCUGGGCAUUGUCUACAUAGCUUGACCUCAAACCCGGCUGAGGUUCUCGUAAGGGUUGGCGAUAUCGAUCCCCAAUCUCCAAGUAUGCAAACGAUCAAAGCCUCCGCCCUCCGUAUCCACCCUGACUACCAUUUCGAAGAGGACUACGCGAUCAAUGGAAAAUACGAAUUUGCGGUUAAUGAUAUUGCUCUCGUCAGGCUGUCUCGUCGUCUGGUUUUCUCGCGGAACAUCCGGCCGAUAGAAAUUGCGGAAAAUAACGAAAAGCUUAUAGGAGAAGGGGUUGAGUCGCAGGUCAUCGGAUGGGGAGGGACAAUUGGCUCCGAACACUCCGAAAAACUCUUGCACACAACAGUCUCCCUAUGGAGCUAUUUUCAUUGCACGCAGCAGUUUCCCGGAAAACUUCUAAAAACCGCAAUUUGUGGAUUCAAAAAAGGGAAUGGACCUUGUGAGGGGGAUUCCGGAAGUCCGCUUUUUGUCACUCGCAAUGACACCCGAAUCCAAAUCGGUGUUGUUUCCAGCGGACUCGAAAAUGAGUGUACUAAUGAAAACUAUGCUUUGGUUCCGCUCGAAUUAAACACGAUUCUAUCGGCCGAAAUAAUCGAUAACUGCACCAUAGCUUGUCUGCAGAGCUCGGAGCUGUGCAUUGGACUCUUUAUCGAGAAUGGGGAAAUUGCAACUGAUGGAAUCUGGAGUGAGUGGAGCCCAUUUUCUGACUGCUCGACGACCUGUGGCAUGUACGGUACCGCUACUCGAAAUCGGACUUGCCCCCCAGAUUCGGAAGCUCGUGGCUAUGAUUGCAUAGGAAGCUCCAUCAACGUGGUAGCCUGCCCAUCUACACUUUGCAUGGGAAUGAGCCGAUCGACGUGCUACCAUCCUUAUUACGAAAAAGCGCUCGUUCCCGGUACAAAAAGAUUCGGUUGUGCACAAACACCGAACACUACCGACCCGAGGCUCGAAGAA
This is a messenger RNA of Mesorhabditis spiculigera, 1146 nucleotides long. Lineage: Eukaryota; Metazoa; Nematoda; Chromadorea; Rhabditida; Rhabditidae. The record is from the annotation of a GenBank genome assembly.